Messenger RNA from Phytophthora sojae, 2917 nucleotides. RefSeq lists its product as hypothetical. Lineage: Eukaryota; Oomycota; Peronosporomycetes; Peronosporales; Peronosporaceae. Gene Ontology annotation, molecular function: protein binding; mRNA binding. The transcript has 5 exons. The coding region runs from base 14 to 2917 and encodes 967 amino acids. The record is from RefSeq and is a predicted model, not a curated record.
AAAAGACAAGUCCAUGGACCCUGUCCACGCUGAACUCUCUGUAGCUGGUGACGAUUACUUUGUACGCGACGCAGGGAGCACAAUGGGCACUUUUCUCUGCUUGAGCACGCGAUUCCGACACUAUCCCCAACGAGAUGGAUAUCGUUUGCGUAGUGGGGACGUAUUCCGGGUCGGUCCAACCACCUCCAUUCGCGUGGUCGAGUUGCAAACCACAACUGGGACGCCUAAGCUGCAACGUAAGCGAAGCGCUAGUUCCACCUCCAGUUUUGUAUCCAAGCCAGAGUAUCCAGCUUCUAUAGGUGACUCGAGUAAUGACCAACCUCCCAAGCUGGACAAAACGCCAAGCUCAAGUAGCAAUCCUCAGCUAACACUGAAGCGAAUGUCCACCGUCGAAGAGCUCCGUCUUCUUGCUGCUGAUAUUGAAGACGAGUUCAUGAAUGACACUGGAAGAAUCCACUCGAAGAGGAUUACACGAAAAGAUCCCAGCAGCGCGAGCAAAGAUAAGGCCCAAGAGAACAAGCGACCGCGAUCCAAACCGCAGCAUACAGUUCGCUUCUCGGAUACGCCUCCAGUCAUGUCCGACGGAUCCGUGUUCUUGGGGAGCCGCUAUAUCCGCCCGGAAGUCAAGCAGCUGCACUACCACGAGCCUUCCCAGGUAGAAGACGUCGACGACGACAUGGUCCAUCAACUCGUUGGUAGCGAGCCCGAGGCGAAUACGCGGCACCACAACAUAGCCCACACUAAAAGUCGUCGUCCAGCACUGCUCCGUCUCGUUAUUUUUCAGCAUGACCCCACCAAAGCCAGCACUGAACCUUCAAAACCUCGCGAUGCCCGUGAAGUGACUCUACCAGGACAGGACACGUAUCUCAUCGGCUCCUCAGCAGCUUGCGACGUUCGUAUUUUCCCAUCGGAAGGCAUUGAAGUGCGUGGCAUGCACGCUCGAAUUAUGUUUGACGGGGCGUCCUUCGUGCUGCAGGACAUUUCCUUUGAACGGGAUCCACGACGUCAGACGCGCGUGUUGCUCUCGCAAAGAUUUACGAAAAUCACUCGGGGGGAUUGGCUGUUGCUUGGUAAAUGCGCGCUGUAUAUCACGACUGUAGCGAGAGCAUUCGGCUCCGAGCGGCGCCCUGACAUGAAGGAGGCGGCGAUGCGCUUGGAUGUUUUGCGGCUUUCAAAGCGGAAACCGCGGACCCGCGGGAUCUUCGUUCCUGUUGGUUUUCGACUACAUUCUACCUCGGGUUCCGGAGCAUCCAGCGGAAGCAGCGGCUGGGGUGGCAGUAGUGGUGGGCCUGUUACCUUUGGCAAAGGCCGCGACUGUGACGCCCAAGUCUUCACUGCGUCACUGGCCACCGAGCAAUUUAGUGUUCAACUUGAACGAGGGACUUGCUUACUCACCCCAAAGCCCACAGGAAUCAACGCCGGCACAUAUUUUCUAAUUGGUCGCGACGAAGCCAGACAACCAGUCGUUCAAUCAACGGGCGUUGGCGAUGAAGACGCGGGUGACGUCGACACAAUGGGUGACGUGGUCAAGCACACGAGUAAGCCACUGUUGCUCUCCGAAGGCUGCGUCUUUCGGUGUGGCGGAUGUGAACUUGAAGCGACAACUCAUGACGAACAGGAAAAUAUUCGGCUUUUGAGUGCCCUGCCGUGGCUGCAGCAGAUCGGCUCCGACUCGAAAACAAUCACAAACCUCGCUCGUUGCGGACAGAGACUUCAGCUUCGCACUGGCGAAAUGGUAUACGACAAAGGAGAUCCGGCGAACUUCGUCUUCAUCACUUACUUCGAAAACGUGGCGCCGGGAGGUUUCUUUGGCGAAGUCUGCUUGCACAACCCCACAGAGUCGAUCGAUGACCUUGAAUACGCCGACACCGCGAAGGUUUCCAGCGCGUGCGUCUUAUUGGCACUGGCUAGGGAAGACAUCUGCGGGUACCUCGAGCUGUACAUGGAUAUUGUACGCGCCCAUUUGCGCCAUGACCGAUGCCGAGACAGGAUCAUUCGAGCAGCUUGCAGCAGUGUGCCGUGGCUCCGCGGACUCUCGCUCCAAGAGAUGCGAAUGCUAUCGGCUGACGCGGAAGUUGCAGUGUACGGUACCGGCUCGACCUUGUUCGAGGACGGCAAGUUGUUCGUCCCAGCAGCAUUCGCCGGCGGUAGUACUCUGCAGCUUCGGGAUGGUUUGCUCGUGUUGAACCGCGGUCGAGAAGAGCAGCGUGAUCCCAACAGCGUAGAUAACGUCGACGAAGCGCCUGGCACUGAGCCAGACGAGUGGUGGAGUUCCAUGGAUCCGGUACUUGUGAUGAGCUCGACGUCGUCACCGUCAGUGCUGAGUUUCUGCGACUUGUCCUUCCGACUGGAAGCAUGCUCAACCGUCGAGUGUUUCUUUGUUGCAGCCGCACACCUUGCUCAUCUGGCAAUCGGCACACCGCGCCAACAGGACCUCAGCUCCGGUAAAGAUGAAGACCACAGUUCAAUGGAUGGGUCUGACGGGGAAGGCGACACCACAGGGGCGCGGCGCUGGCGUCGGAAAAAGCGCAACAAACACCUGCUGGAGCAGACCGUUCUGGAGACGCAAAACGAUGCGCAGAUACCAAACGCUUUGGUUCUGUACGUGCUUGGAGGGGCACAGCGCGGGGAUAUCCAUGUCGUACGGAAUGUUGCUUCCAUCGGUGGGCUUCUCAGUGGUGCCGACAUCGAGCUCAACGAUCGUUACGUGUCUCGAUCACACGCCAUCAUCGAAUAUCACGACAGCAGAUACUGGCUUUAUGACAACGGCAGCAAGUGGGGAACCUUCGUGCGGCUUGAGGAGGACAACGCCGUUGACAUUAACCCCGGAGACGUAUUUCUGGCCGGUGAGGUCGAAUUCACAUGCCUGGCUUCGUAUCCAGAGCGCAAUAAGCCAAGCAUGUGCUGUAUAAUGUAA